Messenger RNA from Ochlerotatus camptorhynchus, 3849 nucleotides. RefSeq lists its product as uncharacterized. The record is from RefSeq and is a predicted model, not a curated record. The transcript is spliced from 4 exons. NCBI's taxonomy places the organism in Eukaryota, Metazoa, Arthropoda, Insecta, Diptera, Culicidae. The coding region runs from base 250 to 3729 and encodes 1159 amino acids.
CAAUUUGUUGAUGUUCACGGGAGUCGCAUUUUAAUUUUACGGAAGAUUUCGAUUUAUUUGCUAAAAUGUUACUUCCCGGCAACAACAUCAAAUUUUUCGUAACGUGAUAGUAGUGAAGCAGUGACAGGCAGUGAAAUUUGUUGAAGAAUUACCAAUUUUAGUGCAUUUUUGACUGUUUUCUGAUUCUGCUACAUUUACGACCUUGAAAUCGCUACUCUCGCUUCCAACAUCAGCAACAGAAUCGGAAACAUGGAGGAAUCUCAUCAUCGCAGCAUAAUGGAUCAUCUGGAAAUGGGAACUGGUACUCAUCAUCUACAAGAGGAUCUAUCCAAAGGAGUGCUUCGAACGAUUCAUAACGUCGAAAAUGGAACGUUGCAUUUCAUUACGAUUCCUCCAGCAUCCAGCAGCCGUGAACAGGAAUACAUCGAAAGCUCCCUGUUGGGUGCAGAUCUACUAUCAAAUCAUCUGCCUAAUGGGUUACUGGUGGACUAUAUCAGCAACCCAGGACCAUCUACACCGAACAAUCAGUUUCACCAGCAAACAACAAACUUAAUGGAUCAUCACAACAGUAUUCAAACCUACACGGCCGAAGACCUUCAAACGCUGGUCGAUGCGAGUACCUUGCAAACUUCGGAGAAUGAUCGAAAACUAUUUCUUCAAUUCGUCAACAAGCCGACCACACAGAUAUCCCAUGAAGCACCGGUCAUUGUUACGAAUCCUAAGGAUAUGUCUUCCGUUAAUUCGUUGAGUGAUCACGACAAGCUAACCCAAUCACAAUUGGCCAAUGUCAAUCACAUGCCUGUUGCCACAUCUGGAAGUAACUUCAUUCACUACCAUCAUCAAGAUCAACUUCUCAAUACGACGCACCCCAAUAUGGCCAAUCUAAAUAGUUCGGGAAAUAUUCUCACUACCCACCAUGGCACGCAUCAUCAUCAUCAUCAUCAUCCUCAUCAUCACCAUCACUCUCAUCACCAUGCUCCGGUAGCAGUUUCUCAUCAGAUAAUACAAAAUACAACACAGCUCCAGCAACAGUCACUAUCACAGCCACAGCAGCAACAACAACCACAGCAACAACCGAAUCAAACGCACCUUUCGUCAAUCCAUCCUAUGUUGCAAAACGAUUGCGUUCCCCCUAAAUUAUUUCACGUUGCUUCAUCAGCUACCGCCAGUACAAAUAUUGCGAUUAGUACCGCAACAAGCCAGAAUUGCAUUCAAAUGCCCCCACUGGCGCCCAUCAAACGUGUUGAAUCUCCUAAGCGAUAUCUUGCCUAUCAAAUGGCUCCAUCGCAACAAAAUACUGUCCUUGAAAGGCCACCCUCCGAUAGCGUAUCCACUGAGGGGUUCAUCUCCAGAGAAGAUCUCAUGGAGUGCGAACCUCGUUCCGAUGAUGAAGACGACAUCGAGUCCGGGACAGGACAUAAUACCAACAGUCACUUCGCUAACACCUACCUGCCUCACAAGAAGCGACUUGCCAAGAAAUUGGUCGUUUCGAAGAGUACAAACCACCCGGAUCAGUUCCAUCGGGAUUCGGUCAUUUCCAAUGAUCACCAAAGUCAGCAGAAUACGGGCACCGUCAAGGAAAAACCUAAGGCAUUUGCCUGCCAACUUUGCAGUGAAUCGUUUGAAGAUCAGUUGAUUUUUUUUACUCAUCUAAAAGGUCACUACGAACCCUUGACGGGAAGUCCACUCGAUGAUGGCAAAGGAAAUGACCCGAAGAAGAAACCAAAACUUCCACGAGUGAAACAUACCAAGAAGCUGCAGAAUGACAAAUCUUCUCGGUCUACUUCCGAGGACUUAGCACAAGGAUUAAACUACCAACCCAAUCAUCAGACAGCUUUCACCUCGCAAGUCGUCAACCACACCGAAAGCGAUCGUCUUUAUCAGCAACAAAAUCAGCUUGGCACUGACGUGAUUGUCAACCCUCAGCAGCAAACAACAGUGCCGGUUUGUACCGAUACUGAAGCAGCCGGAGAGUUUAGCGAGACCGAAGACAUGUUGGAAGGCAUCCGAAAUGUUGUACAGAAAGUGCAGGAAGCCGUCGAUACGGAUACUAACGAUGGUCUUGGACUCAGCAUGGGACGCAGCACAGUGGAUGAUAAAGCAUGGUUCCAAACUCAGCAGCAGCAGCAGAUACCAACGGUAGUACAGUCCGAAAUGGUGAAAGCGAUUGAUUUUGCCAGCGAUCUGGAUGCACAGGAGAUUCACAUCAACACAGGAAACGACAACUUUGUGCUGUUUCUCAACAAGUCGGACUUCCAGGAACAAGAUAUAUUGGAGCACACCGCGCAUCAAAUGCCGUCCACCCACCAACAAUCAACAAAUCGGCUAUCCUCGAACUCUCAACAGCACGCGAUUCUUCGUCACUCGCUCCAACCAAACCACGACCCAUCAACGUCCUACAUACUGGAAACCGGGCAGUCACUCCCGCAGCCAACCAUUGUCGACGAUUGUGACAUGAACAGUAUUCAAAUUCUUGGCCUCAGUACGAACGACAUCGAAAACCACGAGAUAGCCAAGCUGGUGGAGUUCAACCUUACAGCGCCGCAGUUGAACGAAUUGGACGGGACCAAGCUUCUAAAAGACGAACAUAAACCAAACGAAGAUCCUAGCGAGGGCGACUUGGACGAUGAUAACGAAGAAUUCUAUGUAUCCGACGAUGAAGAGGGUGAAGGAGAUGCGUUGGAGGCUAACGAUGAUAGUGAAGAUCAUGCGGAAGUCGUUGAUGUGAGUCACCGGUAUGGUGAACCUAAUCAUGUUAACAGCUCAAGACCAGUAGUGACCUUAUCUGCCCCUCCGGGUAAAAAGAAAGGUCGGAAAAAGGCCAAUGGAGAAGCUUCGGAUGAAACAGGGAACGAUGAUGGGUCGAAGAAGGCUGGCAAAAAGUAUCCCUGUGCUGAACCAGACUGUGAUAAGGUUUUCAAUUCGAAAACGGCAGUUCGUUACCAUGAGUUGCAGCAUAAGAACGAACGGCCCUACAACUGCAACCAAUGCCCGAAAAAUUUCUUCACUUCCAGUGCAUUGAAGGUACACGAGCGGUUGCAUUCCGGAGAGAAGCCCUACAAGUGCGAGGAAUGCGGGAGAGCAUUCCGCCAGUGGGGUGACAUGAAGUACCACCAAUCCUCCAUACACUCGAAUGAGAAAACGCAUCAAUGCGAGUUUUGUGGGAAGAAAUUUGCACGCCGAUACUCGCUAGUGCUACACAGAAAAAUACACUUAAACGAAAAGAAUCACGUUUGUGAUAUUUGCAACAAAGCUUUCCGGGCUAGUUCGUAUCUUCAGUCGCACAGAAUGAUUCACACCGGUGAGAAACCGUACUCGUGUACGAUUUGCAUGAAAAAGUUCCGCUGCGGAGGGGACAUGAAGCGCCAUCUGAAGACGCACGACCGAAGCAAAACUACGUCCGGCAGCCACAAAACGACAGUACAACUCGAUGACGAAUCGUUCGACAAAGCAAAAUCCAAGGCUAAUACGGCAGCUAAAACCCCAGCAACGGAUGUGAUAGAUCUAACGAAAAUCAAAAGUGAAGGCGGAAGCAAAGUGAGAACGAUUCAUGCGUCACCGGUCGUUACGGUACUCUCCAAGGACAUCAACCAAGCGGCAGGCGGACCAGGCAGUAGAAUAAGUAGUGGCACCUCUUCCGGCCAACUGAUUUACCUCACGCAGGCCGCUGGGGAUCAGUUUCGAAAGCCAGAGGAAACCGUACUGAUAACGGAUGUAACGCGGUGGUGAAAGGGGGCGGUGGAGAAAAUGCAAUUUGGUACUGUGUGUAAUAGACUUUUUCUAUUUUAAAUGUUUUUUUACGUUAAGUCUUAACUGUAUUUAAACAUCGUGUAAGGAAAGUAUUUUACC